CCAUUCCGAAUCCGCCAAAGCUCUUACACCUGGAAAAGCUGUACAAGAUAGUUCAAAAUGUUUACGAACAUUGAAAGGUGUUCUUGAUAAUUUCUUAAAAGAAAAUUUAUCUGAUGAGGAGAUUCAGGACUCAAAAAUAUUAGGCAUUCAAUUUGCUG
This is a messenger RNA of Acaulospora colombiana, 158 nucleotides long. NCBI's taxonomy places the organism in Eukaryota, Fungi, Glomeromycota, Glomeromycetes, Diversisporales, Acaulosporaceae. The record is from the annotation of a GenBank genome assembly.